Molecule: messenger RNA, 4514 nt
Organism: Dermochelys coriacea (leatherback sea turtle)
Lineage: Eukaryota; Metazoa; Chordata; Testudines; Dermochelyidae
Gene: DCBLD1
Product: discoidin, CUB and LCCL domain containing 1
Exons: 15
Coding region: 191-2575 (794 amino acids)
Source: RefSeq, a predicted model, not a curated record
UAGGCGCAGCUGCACGGUCCCGUGCAAUGAGCUGGGCUGCGAGCUGGGCACCGCCACAAGCGAUAGGAAGGACCCGCAGCUGCAACUCCGGCAGCCGAGGGAGAGGCACUUGUACCCGCUGGACCCUGGCCUGCGCCUCUGCGGGGGGCGGCGAGGCUGGGGGGGGGGGGCCGCCCCUCAGCCCUGUCCAAUGGGAACCGUCCUCUGCUUUCCUUUCCCCGCCCCCAGCUCCCGGGCAGGGGGAGGCGAGCUGCGGAGCCGCCGCCGCUCUGAAGAGAGACGCGGGCGGCGCGGCAGGAGGGAGCCGCCGCCGCCGCCGCCGCCCCUCGGGCGACCCCGCCACACGCGGACACUGGCUGCCGGGCUUGCAAGGAGCCCCUCGGCAGCAGCGCAGCCGCGAGUGGGGAAAAGUUCUCCCCCGUCCUCCCCCGCAGGAGGCAGAGCCAUGGGCUGCGGCGGGGGGCUGCGGGCUGCCCGCUCCGCGCUCCUGGCGCUGCUGCUCGGAUUCUCGGCCCCGCCGCGGCUGCAGGCGGAGAAGCUGGGGGAUGGAUGUGGGCACAUGGUGGUGUAUCAAGACAGUGGCACUCUGGCAUCCAAGAACUAUCCUGGGACUUACCCCAACUAUACUGUUUGCGAAAAGAAAAUUCAAAUACCUCGGGGAAAACGACUGAUCUUAAAAAUUGGAGACUUGGAUAUUGAAUCCCAGAAAUGUGAAUCUAACUACCUUACUAUCCUUAGCUCUUCAACAAUACAUGGACCAUACUGUGGCAAUAUGAUGCCCGUUCCUAAAGAAAUCAUCUUGGAUACUAAUGAAGCAACUAUUCGCUUUGAGAGUGGGACCCAUGUAUCGGGACGGGGCUUUCUAUUAUCCUAUGCCAGUAGUGAUCAUCCAGAUCUAAUCACGUGUUUGGAGAGAGCAAACCAUCACAUGAAGAACGAAUAUAGCAGAUACUGUCCUGCUGGUUGCAGAGACAUAGCAGGUGAUAUUUCUGGGAAUAUAGUGGAAGGAUACAGAGAUACCUCCUUAUUGUGCAAAUCAGCCAUACACUCAGGUGUUGUUGCAGAUGAGCUGGGUGGCCAGAUCAAUGUGAUUCAGCAGAAAGGAGUAAGUCGAUACAAAGGCAUCCUGGCCAAUGGCAUCCUUUCACAAGAUGGCUCACUCUCAGACAAGCGGUUUGUGUUUACCUCAAAUGGUUGCAAUAAAUCCUUGAGUCUGGAAGAUGGAUUCAUCCCCAACAGCCAUAUUACAGCAUCGUCCUCUUGGGAAGAGACCAGUGAAAUUGGGGAAAGUAUUCAGUGGUCUCCUGACAAGGCCUGGCUUCAAGUCCAAGGGAUUUCAUGGGCUUCCAACCAUAGCAGCCACCGGGAGUGGUUGGAAAUAGACUUGGGAGAGAAAAAGAGAAUAACGGGGAUUAGGACUACAGGAUCCACUAUACUGAAGUUUAACUUUUAUGUAAAGACCUUUAUUAUGAACUAUAAAAAUAACAACUCAAAAUGGAGAACUUACAAAGGAAUCCUAAGCAAUGAAGAAAAGGUAUUCCAAGGCAACUCUAAUUAUGGGGACCUAGUACGCAAUAAUUUUAUCCCUCCUAUAGUGGCCCGAUACGUGCGCAUCAUUCCACAGACCUGGCACCAAAGAAUAGCAUUGAAGGUGGAGAUGAUUGGUUGUCGAAUAACGCAAGCUAACAACUCAUUUACUCACCCAAUGUGGCAAAGACCAAGUCAAAGCACAGGUGUAGCAGUUGGAAAAGAAGACAGAACCAUCACAGAACCCAUCCCGUCGGAAGACACUAGCUUAGGGUUAAAACUUACAGCUAUAGUUGUCCCGGUCCUAGCUGGACUGUGUCUGUUCCUGCUCUCUGGGAUUUGUAUCUGUGCAGCCAUACGAAAGAGAGAGGCAAAAGAAGGUGCUUAUGGCUCAUCUGAUGCACAACACACAGGUUGUUGGAAACAGAUCAAGAAGCCCUUUGUCAGACAUCAAUCAACAGAAUUUACCAUCAGCUAUAAUAAUGAAAAGGAGACUCCACAAAAGCUGGAUCUAGUCACAAGUGACAUGGCAGAUUAUCAACAGCCUCUCAUGAUCGGAACUGGGAUGGUAACAAGAAAAGGAUCCACAUUCAGACCAAUGGACACAGAGGAUGAGGAGAAGAAAGGUAGUUCAGAGAUCGAGAACCACUAUCACUGCCCGCACAGAGCUAGCCGUCAUGAAUAUGCACUGCCCUUGACCAACCAGGAGCCUGAAUAUGCCACCCCUAUUAUAGAGAGGCAUCUAGGAAGAGACAACACUUUUCCCUCUGAGAAUGACUACAAUGUACCUGUAAUUUCUUCUGCUCAUAAACAUUCCCUUUCUGCUGGCAGUUUCAGUAAUUCGGGUAGGACCGAUGUCAGGAAUGGGGACUAUCAAACACCACAGAGUCUAACAAACUAUGAUAAACCUAAAGUUAACAGUGUUUUGACCUCGGUGAGUACUGACUAUCAGAAACCGCAAACUAAUUCACUAGUGAAUGAGGGUUAUUCAACGCCCAGAGACUGUCUAAAAUCAGUAAACCAGACAGCAAUGACAGCACUCUUGUGACUUGCUGAUUUGAGAGAUUUGCUGCUCAAGUGAACAAUGUUACUAUAUAGCUACUGGAAUGCAUGUAUUAUAGUUUUAAAAGGAUUCCACUCCAGCAGCUAGAAGACAAACUCAGCCUGUGUAUAUAAUAUUGCAGUUCUGUUAUGUUGACACUUGAAGACCAGAGUACACUGAUAAUCACUGACUAUAGCAAGGGAAAAUUAUCAGUGAAGACUCUUUCUGUAACUGAUUUGUAAUAUGUGCAAUUUGUACAUAGUUUUUAUUUAAGAAACAUAACUGAGUUUUUUUCAUCAGUUUUGUUCUAUGUAUUUAAGUGGUAGGGAAAACAGCUCUUGCAGAAGUUCCUGUACAAAAAAUCUUAUGCUCAUCUGAACUUUAUUUUAUCUUCUAUUAUGUUAGCCGUCUUAAACUGUAUUCUCCUAUGGCUGUGGUGGUUCAUUUCCUUUCCCAUGGUAGCUGGAAAUAAGGCAUUUUUAUAGUUUUAUUCUUGAAGAGUGAAAGAAAUAAAACUACUUGAAGCAUAAGUGUGCACAAGAGGGUUUAUGAGCAAUUCCUGGUGAUGCUCAAAGCAAACUUAGCUACUUUUUUAGUAGCAGUCUUUACAUGCUUGGAUUUAAUUUGAUGUUAGGAUGUAAGAUGAGUCUGUCCAUGUUAUUGUUUAUCUAAAAGACAAGUGGAAAAGAUCUAAACCAGUCUUAGUUCAAGCAGAGUGUUUUUUGUUGUGGUGAUCACUGUAAUGUCAUCUUUUAAGUUUAGAGUUUUGUCCCUUUUGUCUGAAGUAUUUGCAGACCAGACAGUGCAAUGUGUAUGUGGUUUGCUAUGGCAUUUAAAAUUGUUGGAGAUCACAUCAGCAAAGUUGUUUUCAGAUAGGUUGUGGGGGUUUUUUGUUUUUGUUUUGUUUUGUUUUUGUUUUGUUUUUUUUUGCUGGGAAGGUCAUUCUGGAUUCUUGUUUGGGCACUAUACUUGCAAUACAUUGUGCAUUGGGACCCUUCACCCACCUGGAGCCUGCCUGAAAUUAACAGGGCAGGUUCUCUCUGAGUCACCUCACAGUCGGCACCCACCAUCCUCUCACUCUAAGCCCCGGCCCAGGCUUGAGCUGACUCAGCCUCCCUCAUGCCAAACACCCUCCCUCUCCAACCCGUUCCAGCUCGGCCCGAGCCCUGCCCCCGGGUGGCCCCCUUUGUCUUCAUCCAGCCCUUGUGCCCGGGGCUGUUUUGGUGCCUGGUGCCGUGGUGGAUGCAGAGGCUUUCCAUUGCAGUUCUCCCUGCAACACUGGGGCCUUGUUUCAUACUCAGAAGCGUAUUGUAAAAUGUCAAGAAGCCCUACUCUUGAUGGGAGGAAGAACAAUCUUGUAUUGAAGGCACAGAGCUGAGAACCAGUAAGUAGCUCGCAGUUCUGUUAACAGAUGUUUGGCCUUGGGCAAAUCACUUAGCUUCUCAGGAUCUUUAGUUUCCCCAUUCAUAAAAUGGAAAUGAUAUUGACCAGCCUCAGGGAGCUGUAGUGAGGCUAAAUUAAUUGUUUGUAAAGCGCUUUGAGAUCCUUGGAUGGAAGGUGCAGUAAAAGUACAAAGUAUUAUUACUAUUAUUUUAUUAAAGAACAUGCCAUACCUGGUCCUAAAACAAGCUCUUACUAGUUUUCCUGUGCUUGUUUCACUGUGCACGUGCUAUGGACUGGAAUGGUGCAAUGACCUUCUGCUGGUGCUGAACUAAACUAAGGGGGGUGGAUGGGGGUGUGUGUUUCUCGUGUGCGGAAAAGUCAGUGUAAUUAUGUAGCCUUCCCAUGUUCCUGUCCCUUCAAUUUCUGUGAAAUGUAUAAAACACUUCAAGUCCUGAAGUAAAACUGCAGCAGCCUAUUUGCUACACCACAUUGCCGUGGUAUUGUUUACUUUCUGUUGUUUACAUACAUGUGUAAAUAAAGGACACCGACCUUUGUAACUGUA